Molecule: messenger RNA, 687 nt
Organism: Trachymyrmex septentrionalis
Lineage: Eukaryota; Metazoa; Arthropoda; Insecta; Hymenoptera; Formicidae
Exons: 5
Coding region: 152-553 (133 amino acids)
Biological process (GO): angiotensin-activated signaling pathway
Cellular component (GO): plasma membrane
Source: RefSeq, a predicted model, not a curated record
AUCCGUAUGUAUGUGUUGUCUAACCGAAAAUUGUAGGCGUAAAACGCAGAUUAGAUAUUUCUCGGUCAGAGAAAUAUGUUUUAAAUCUCAUUUCAAUUAAUCAGUCUUAUUCUCUCAUUAUUGGUAUAUUGGCUAUCGUUGCGAGGCAAAGAUGCCUAAUUUAACCAAUUUAUCUCAUUUUUCUUUAAAGAUUAUAUUUGCCAUUCACUUGCUACUUGUAUCAUGGGGUAUGCAAGGAACUUGGUGUCCCAAAUCUGUACUGUUCUAUAACUUGCUAUUCUUUGUUUGUAUAUUUUGGGCUGUUCAUAAUGUUGAAUCUGACGAACCACUACAAUUUCUUGUAGAUGGGUCUGAAAAAUUUAGCGCAGCCGUUAUGGUCAUAAAUUUAAUCGUUCGUCCUAUCUCGAGUAUAUAUCUGUUGAGAAUAGGCCAAGAGAGAAAUGGCAACUUAGCUACAGUAUUUGCACCAAGUCCUGCCAUGGGUUACGGCAGGCAAGAGUACGAAGAAAUUUCUCAUCCCGUCCCACAAAACUCCGAUUUCGAGGGAGUUUAAGAUUGAAUGAAGUUUGUUUGAAAAUUUUUUUUUUAUUCUGUUUUAAUCCUGCUGGUCUGUUAAAAUUUACUAUGCAAAUCAUAUGGGUCAAUAUGAUUAAAAGUUCUAAAAAAUAAAAAACAUUUACAGAAAAA